Molecule: messenger RNA, 1527 nt
Organism: Chanos chanos (milkfish)
Lineage: Eukaryota; Metazoa; Chordata; Actinopteri; Gonorynchiformes; Chanidae
Gene: tcp11l1
Product: t-complex 11, testis-specific-like 1
Exons: 9
Coding region: 1-1527 (508 amino acids)
Biological process (GO): signal transduction
Source: RefSeq, a predicted model, not a curated record
AUGCCUAAGGAGUCUGACAAAUCAUCCAGUGGGGAGAAGCAGCAGACUGAAUCUGAAAAAAGUGGGAGUGCAUCAGACAUGACUGAGCUCUCUGAGAAGAUGGUUGAGAAGAGGAUCAGGAAGAAUACUCCUAGUCCCCACAGACUCACACCACAGUCAAGCCCACCCAAAUUUGUGUCUGUGGAGGAGCUGAUGGAGACGGCCAAAGGAGUGACUAACAUGGCACUUGCCCAUGAGAUUGUAGUGAACGGUGCCUUUCAGGUGAAACCCUUUGAACCAGCAGAGGGAAGUUUGGAAAAACGGGUCAAGGACAUUAUGCACCAAGCAUUUUGGGAUUGUCUGGAGGUGCAGCUGAAUGAGAACCCUCCGUCCUAUGAUCAUGCUAUUAAACUGGUCGGAGAAAUUAAGGAGACAUUACUGUCUUUCCUGAUGCCUGGCCAGGGGAGGUUAAGGAGGCAGAUAGAGGAGGCUCUAGACCUGGUUCUGAUCCAGCAGCAGGCUGAAAAUGGGGCUCUGGAUAUCAGCAAGGUGGCCCAAUUCAUCAUUAACAUGAUGGGCGCUUUCUGCGCACCCUGCCGAGACGAGGACAUCAGAAAGCUGCGCGACAUCACUGACAUCGUGCCACUGUUCAAGGCCAUAUUCUUAGUACUUGACAAGAUGAAGAUUGACAUGGCCAACUUUGCCGUCAGCAGCCUCCGUCCACACCUUCUGCAGCAGUCAGUAGAGUACGAGAGAAAGAAAUUUCAAGAGUUCCUCGAAAAACAGCCAAAUGCUCUGGACUUCACAGAGAAGUGGCUGCAGGACACUGCCAAAGAUGUUCUCAGCGGAGAGCCAGAGGACAGCGCCUGUGCCGCUGUAUCUACCGCCUCGCCUCGCCUGCCUCUCGCCGUGCACAACCACGCAUAUCUACGUCUUCUCAAAUGGAACCACGCUUCGGAAUCCUUCCCUGAGACACUCUUAAUGGAUCAGAGUCGUUUCCUGGAGAUGCAACAGGAGCUGGAGCGACUUACCAUAAUGGCCUCUGUGUUACUGAUCGUCUAUAACAGUGCAGGAGAGGCCAUCUCGGGUCUGUCAGGUCUACUGGACCGCCUGAAGAGUACAGUUGGAAUACUACUGGCUGACAUGCAUAUGCUAUCAUUUAAUGCAGAUGAGGUUUUUGCAACCAUUGGAGAGAAGAUGUGUGUGGAGCUUGGGGUUUGUUUGUCAGAGCAUGGCUUUUCCCCAUUUUCCACUGAUCGACAAAGUGCACUAAAAGGUCAAAUCACAGCUGUCAGACUUGCCGACAAUUCCAUCCGUAAGCUCAUCGACUCUCGUAUCCAGGCCUAUCUGCUUCACUUCCUGGAGUCUAGAGUCCACAGGAGCCCCCCUGCCCUGCCGGGCGGGUUGGCGCCCAUCUGUAAAGAGCUAGAGGAGAUCGCCGUCAAGUUUAGUCGCCUGGUCAACUACAAUAAGCUGGUUUAUUCCCCGUUUUACCAGAGAAUCCUUCAAGACGUUUUAAAAGAGGAGGAAAGCAGCACUGACAUCUAA